Siniperca chuatsi (mandarin fish) is the source of this 3500-nucleotide messenger RNA. RefSeq names its product leucine rich repeat containing 8 VRAC subunit C (gene lrrc8c). The record is from RefSeq and is a predicted model, not a curated record. The transcript has 3 exons. NCBI's taxonomy places the organism in Eukaryota, Metazoa, Chordata, Actinopteri, Centrarchiformes, Sinipercidae. Gene Ontology annotation, molecular function: protein binding. Bases 249 to 2630 code for a protein of 793 amino acids.
ACCCUAACAGCUGUCUCCUGAACAACAUACAUCACAAACAGUACAGUCUCUCCUUGGGUAGUCCUCAGAAGUCCACGCCCCUGUGGCUGACAGUAUAGGCUACAUGCCUGCAUGGUCUGGCCGAAGAUCCAGGAAGGUUGGCGGACAGAAAAGAAGGGUGGCCGCGCACAUCAUGAUCCGAAACCUCAUCGCAUGAAAGCCGACUACUCAGAUCCUCAACUCCAAGCUCUCAACUAAAGGAAGACAUCAUGAUUCCUGUGAUGGAAUUCCGGCAGUUCUCUGAACAACAGCCAGCGUUCAGAGUCCUGAAGCCAUGGUGGGACGUGUUCACCGACUAUCUGUCUGUAAUCAUGCUCAUGAUUGGUGUCUUUGGAUGCACUCUUCAGGUAAUGCAAGAUAAAAUCAUAUGCCUUCCUCACAGAAUAUCAUCACCUUUGGAGAACACAAGUGAAGUGAAGUCACUGUUACACCUGCAGUCCAAUAUUUCAGUGGUACCAAGAGAAAUGACGGGCCUGAAAACCCAUCUGGAUCUCCAACAGUACAGUUUCAUCAAUCAGAUGUGUUAUGAGAAGGCUCUGCAUUGGUAUGCCAAGUACUUUCCUUAUUUGGUUCUUAUACACACUGUAAUUUUCAUGGUGUGUAGCAACUUCUGGUUCAAAUUCCCUGGCUCAAGCUCUAAAAUAGAGCAUUUUAUCUCCAUGCUUGGCAAGUGCUUUGACUCUCCCUGGACCACACGAGCUUUGUCCGAGGUCUCCGGAGAAAAUCCUGAAGAAAAGGACCAUAAAAAGAGCAGCACUUCUAGGUCCAACAUCGCUGUGUCUCCCGAAGAAGAAAUUUUGGAGACGACCCAGUCCCUCCGGUCUAUCCCGGAAAAGAUUGUAGUUGACCAGCCAUCAGCAAGUGUUCUUGAUAAAAAAGAGGGUGAACAAGCUAAAGCUCUUUUUGAAAAGGUAAAGAAGUUCCGUUUGCAUGUUGAGGAAGGAGACAUCCUCUACCUUAUGUAUGUUCGCCAGACAGUGUUCAAGGUGUUUAAAUUCCUCCUGAUCAUUGCCUAUAAUAGUUCUCUAGUGAAUAAAGUGCGGAAUAGAGUACGUUGCGAAGUUGAGAUCCAGGACAUGACAGGCUAUAAAGACUUUGAAUGUAAUCACACUAUGGCUCAUCUGUUUUCUAAGCUUUCUUACUGUUACCUGUGUUUAGUGGCUGUCUAUGGAUUAACAAGCCUUUACACCUCUUACUGGCUGUUUUACCGCUCACUGAAAGAAUACUCCUUUGAGUAUGUGCGACAGGAAACAGGCAUCAAUGACAUCCCAGACGUCAAGAACGACUUUGCUUUCAUGCUACACAUGAUUGAUCAGUAUGACCCAUUGUAUUCUAAACGAUUUGCAGUUUUUCUGUCCGAGGUCAGUGAGAACAAACUGAAACAGCUCAACCUCAACCAUGAGUGGACUGCGGAGAAAUUGCGUCAGAGACUCCAGACUAACACCAACAACAGACUUGAACUUCAGCUUUUCAUGCUCCCUGGGUUACCUGACACUGUCUUUGAGUUGAAUGAGCUGCAGUCACUCAAGCUAGAGAUCAUCAACAAUGUCACCAUCCCUGCCUCAAUCUCUCAGCUGGAAGACCUUCAGGAGCUGUCUCUUUACCAAUGCUCUUUAAAGUUGCACACAACAGCUACCUCCUUCCUCAAAGAGAACCUGAAAGUGCUUCGUGUGAAGUUCGAUGAUAACAGGGAACUUCCAAACUGGAUGUACGGCCUACGCAACUUAGAGGAGCUCUAUCUGACCGGAUCUCUAAGCCCUGAUGCCUCCAAAAAUAUAGUUCUUGAGUCGCUGAGGGAGAUGAAGUGUUUGAAAACUCUCUCCCUUAAGAGUAAUUUGACCAAGAUACCCCAGUCUAUAGUGGAUGUUUCCAGCCAUCUGCAGCGGCUGUACUUACACAAUGACGGCACUAAGCUAGUAAUGCUCAACAACCUGAAAAAGAUGUCAAAUCUGAUCGAGCUGGAGCUAGUGCGCUGUGAUCUGGAACGCAUCCCACAUGCCAUCUUCAGCCUGACGAAUCUGCAAGAGCUUGACCUGAAAGAAAAUAACCUUCGCUCAAUAGAGGAGAUUAUCAGCUUCCAACAUCUUCGAAAACUCACUUCGCUCAAACUUUGGUACAAUGGUAUCAUGUACAUCCCAGAGCAUAUCAAGAAGCUUGGCAGCCUAGAGCGCCUUUACUUCAGCCACAACAAGAUCGAGAUAUUGCCUUCACACCUGUUCCUGUGCAACAAGCUGCGCUACCUGGAUCUGUCCAACAAUGACAUCCGAUUCAUCCCUCCUGAAAUCGGAGUCCUUCAGAGUCUACAGUAUUUCUCGGUCACCUGUAACAAAAUUGAAAAUCUACCAGAUGAGCUCUUCUUUUGCAAAAAGCUCAAAACACUGAAGCUUGGCAAAAACUCGCUGUCCAUACUCUCGCCAAAGAUUUCCUACCUUGCUCUCCUGACAUACUUGGAGCUCAGAGGCAACCACUUUGAACUCCUGCCGCAAGAGCUCGGUUGCUGUCGUGCUUUGAAGCACAGUGGCCUUAUAGUGGAAGAGACACUAUUUGAAACUCUGCCUUCAGAUGUCAGGGACCAAAUGAAGGCCGAGUGAGAUGCCUUAUUGUAGCCACAGUGCCUGCUGUUUGUUCUGUCUACCAAUUCAGAGCAUUUGUUUUGUAUGAACUCAUUACCAUACUUAAGUAUUACAUUACUGUUAAAUUAAGAGUUAUUUUUCCUGUUUCCUUGACAGAGGGGAAAACUACUUAUUCAAUUAUUGUCACAUACUGUGUGCCUGCAACAGUUCUUGUUCUGUUGUUAUUAACGUUUGACAUUUUUUUACAUUAUCGGGCCACAAAUCCUUCUUAGAGGAAUAGUUUGGCAUUUUGGGAACUACACCCUUUUGAUUUCUUGCUGAGAGGUAGAUGAGAAGAUUGAUAUCAACCUCAUAUCUGUACAUUAAACAUGAAGCUACAGCCAGCAGGCAAUUAGCUUAGCUUAGCAGGUAAAAAAUACACCUACCAGCUAACUAAUUAACAUGUCAUAUCUUCUUUGUUUUAAUCCGUAAAAAAAAAACGAAAUGUAAAAAUGGCUGGCUGUGGCUUCACAUAUUUCAUACAGACCUAAGAAUGAUAUCAAUCUUCUCAUCUAACUCUCUGCAAGAGAGCAAAUAAGCCAUCUUGAAGCACAUUUCCUGUCACUGCUACAUCAAAUAAUUUGAUUACUGAAUGUAAAUCUAAACUGAAGACCUCACUUAAGUUUAGGUCUGUAGCCUUACGAUUGCUGUUUUUUUUAUAUAUUUUAUGCUGCUCGUAUAAAGCAUUUUAUUUUCUUCAAGAAACUGUUAGUUCACAUGGACCGCAGCAGGGAAAAUGCAAAAAACAAAGGAUAUAUCAUACAUAAGCACAUGUAAUAUCUUGGCUAAACAAUUCUGUAUUAUAGAAGAUGAUAUUUUGAAGUGCAUUAAACUUAAAGGACUAUGUCA